ACUUGUUAAAAGUUCUCUCUCUUCUCUAAAUUUUCUUCAAAAGCGAUUUUCAGCAUAUCUAGAUUUAGUUCUCGGACAGUUUCUGCUUCGUCAUUUUGAAGAUCCAAACUGAUUUUUUCGGCGCUUGAGAGAUAGAGACAAGCUAUCCACUUUGUUUUCCACUGAUUUAGUGAAGGUGUUAUCUAUUGAGUGGUGGAGCAUCAAACCUCUUUGAACCGAGGUUAGGCGUGUUGACCCAUUGUAAGGUUGUGUCUUUGCGUUCAAUGGAGGCAACAAAUUAGCUUUGUUGGUUCGUUACCAUCUCGUCUGGUGGCUGUGUGUCUACGAUUUGGUUGAAUUUUUGCGUUUGCGGCUUGGAAUGGCGGGUGUCUAUGUCGUAUCUGGCAGACAAAUCCAUCUUCUUGGCGGUUAAUCUCCAUUUGCAUGUCUUCCUUUCGUUCUAGUUCUAGUUUUGUUUGUGCCAUUCACGUUUGGCUUCUGAGUUGUGUCGAUUCUUUUCAUCUCUUAACUUUUGUUCCUCCAGCGAUGUGUGAUUGUGAGGCACUAAAAAGACCAGACAUGGUUCUCCUGUUCCGGACUAGGGUGUCGCUUUGCAACCAGAUCGAAUAUGUUCGACGAGGAGACAUGGCUGUGAAUUAGUCAUCCUAGGGCCACGAUGUCCGUUUGGAUGUUUUGGCAGACUAAUUUUAUUCUUUUUUUUUUUUGCAAGAUCUAAUAAAUUUGGAUCUAGAGAUUGUCGUCUUCGUAAUUCGCCUUUGUUUUAGAGUGACAAUCAUCUUUGCUCUCGACGGAUGGAGACGGUUGGCAUUUUUUGCAGAUCAUUGUUCCAUGCGUCGUGGACUCUCCUUCAGAUAAAAGAAGAGAUGGGGAAGCAAGGGCCUUGCUAUCACUGUGGAGUUACAAGCACACCUCUAUGGCGAAACGGGCCACCGGAGAAGCCGGUACUGUGCAAUGCGUGUGGCUCCAGAUGGAGAACGAAGGGAUCACUAGUAAACUACACUCCCGUUCGUGCUCGUGCUGAAGGUGAUGAGGUUGAGAUUGACGAUCGAAGAGGUGGUCAAAAGAUGAUGAUGAUUAAUGGAAUGUCUAUGAACAAAAAGAGGAAACCAUAUCAAGAAAACUUCACAGUUAAGAGAACCAACUUGGAGUUCAGUAACGGUUUCAAGAAGAGGUCUUUAGAAGAAGAAGCUAGCAACAAUAGGUCGAGUUCAGGGUCUGUUGUAUCGAACUCAGAGAGCUGUGAUCAGUCUAACGUGUGGGAAACGAGUUUUGCUGCUUGUAAGAAGAGGACGUGUGUGGGGCGUCCGAAGGCUGCUUCUUCUUCUGUUGAGAAGCUCACAAAGGAUCUCUUUAGUAUUCUACAGGAACAGCAGUUUUCUUGUUGUGUCUCUGGUAUUUCAGAGGAAGAGUUGCUGUUUGAGAACGAGUCACCGAUGGUGAUAGGACAUGGGAGUGUUCUUUUGAGAGAUCCUCAUGAGGACUCUGAAGCUAGCUCGCUCUUGGUUGAGAACAGCAAGUCCUCAUCAAUACAUUCUCAAAACUCUGGUGGAAAAGCUAUAAAGCAGGAGCAACUCAAGAGGACCAAAUCUCAAGUCUUGGGAAGACAUAGUUUACCACUCUGUAACAUAGAUUUGAAGGAUGUUAUUAACUUUGAUGAGUUCAUAGAAAAAUUCACAAAGGGAGAGCAGCAAAAACUGAUGAAAUUACUUCCUGAAGUUGACUCUGUUGAUCCUCCUCAUAGCCUCAUGAGCAUGUUUGAGAGUUCUCAGUUCAAAGAAAACUUCUCCUUGUUUCAGCAACUAGUCGCAGAUGGUGUCUUUGGAACAUCAACUUCUUCCUCUGGAUCAAAACUUGAAGAGUUUAAGACACUUGCAAAGCUUGCUUUAUCCGAUCCUGACAAAUCCCAUAUGCUGGAAAGCUAUCAGAUGCUCAAGGGACAGAGAAAAGGGAUUGAAGACUCAUCAAGGGUCUCAAACCAGACUCCAUCAGAUAAUAAUAGGCUAGUAACCAUUGAAAGACCUUGUGAAAGCUUAAACCAAAACUUCUCAGAGACAAGGGUUGUGACGAAGAGCCCCAAAGAAGUAAUGAAGAUUAGAUCAAAACACAUUGAAACCAAAGAGAUUAUAGAGAACAGUGUCUCUUCCUUAAACCAUAUGAGCUACGGUGGAUCUAUGGUGUGUGGUGGCUAUGAAGAUAAUGAUAACUCUGAUCAGGAUCUUCUUCUUGAUGUGCCGUCAAAUGGAUCAUUCCCUCAGGCAGAGCUUCUUCACAUGAUAUGAUAUGAAAGAUGAAAGUUUCUCAAACUCAGUUGUUGGUAUUUCUCAGAACAAAGACUUAAAAGACUCUUUAAAGAUCUCUCUCUGAUCCGAGGAGAAAACU
This is a messenger RNA of Brassica oleracea var. oleracea, 2379 nucleotides long. Its product is annotated as GATA transcription factor 27-like. The record is from RefSeq and is a predicted model, not a curated record. Gene Ontology annotation, biological process: regulation of DNA-templated transcription. Gene Ontology annotation, molecular function: zinc ion binding; sequence-specific DNA binding. The coding region runs from base 792 to 2279 and encodes 495 amino acids. The transcript has 8 exons. NCBI's taxonomy places the organism in Eukaryota, Viridiplantae, Streptophyta, Magnoliopsida, Brassicales, Brassicaceae.